AAGUACAUUCCAACAUGAAGUACAUCAUCGUCCUAGUCCUGGCAUUGACCAGCGCAGUGCUGGCUCAAAACGACAUCACCAAGUACACCACCAAGUUCGACAACAUCGAUGUGGACGAAAUCCUAAAGUCGGAUCGGCUGUUCCAUAACUACUACAAGUGUCUACUGGACGAAGGCCGUUGCACACCGGAAGGAGUGGAGCUGAAACGAGUCCUGCCAGAAGCUCUGGAGACAUCCUGUGCCAAGUGUAGCCCGAAGCAGCAGGAGGUCAGCGAUCGGGCCAUUAAAUAUCUGAGCGAAAAUCGACCAGAAGAGUGGAAAGCCCUGAAGGCUCGCUACGACCCGGACAACAAGUACGCUGGAGAUGCGUAAGAGGAUGGCGAUAUGUUGUAAGGUUAAGCAGUU
Molecule: messenger RNA, 404 nt
Organism: Aedes albopictus (Asian tiger mosquito)
Lineage: Eukaryota; Metazoa; Arthropoda; Insecta; Diptera; Culicidae
Product: ejaculatory bulb-specific protein 3-like
Exons: 1
Coding region: 15-371 (118 amino acids)
Source: RefSeq, a predicted model, not a curated record